Benincasa hispida (wax gourd) is the source of this 897-nucleotide messenger RNA. Its product is annotated as NDR1/HIN1-like protein 10. Gene Ontology annotation, biological process: defense response to other organism. Gene Ontology annotation, cellular component: plasma membrane; plasmodesma. The record is from RefSeq and is a predicted model, not a curated record. Lineage: Eukaryota; Viridiplantae; Streptophyta; Magnoliopsida; Cucurbitales; Cucurbitaceae.
AAAGUGAAAAAAAAAUUAGUGAAAAAGAACAAUGAGGGGCACUACUAUACAAGGAGAAGCAUCAUCAUCAUCAAAAGAAAGCUCCUAUGUCCAAGAACAUGGGACAGCAAAGCGCACAAAGCUGUUGAGAAUCACAGGAAGAAGCUUAUUGGGUAUAAUGAUCCUUGUGGGUAUUGGAAUUAUUAUAUGUUGGCUUAUUGUGUUCCCCAAAACCCCAAACCUCACUGUGGAAAGUGGCCAAGUCAUACCUCAUCGUUUAACUGACAGAAAGCUCCAAGCCACCAUAGCUUUCACUGUCAAAAGCUAUAACCCUAAUAAACGAGCCACCAUUCAUAUGGAUUCUAUGAUGAUGAUAGUCACUGACAUGGGUCAGACGUUUGCGUCAGUCAUCCCCAACUUCACCCAACCACCUGGAAAUCAGACCGUUUGGACCUCUGCCAUCCAAGGUAACUUCAUAUACCCAUUUGGGCACAUGAAAGAAUUUGUGAAGGCGGAGGGGAUCAGUCCAGACCUUCGAUUCUCAGCUAAAGUCAGUUACAUUAUGAAGAGAUGGACAUCAAAAGCUCGGAUAUUGGAGAUCUAUUGUGGUGGCCUCAGGCUUAAGUUCAAUGAUUCUACACCUUUUGAUAAUAAAAAAUGCACUGUUGAUCUUUGAAGAUUUCAUCUGGCUGUGUUCGUUGCUCAAUAAUAAUCUCAAACAUUGUAAUUCAAAGUUUAAUUUAAUUUAUUCUGUUAGUUUAAUUAUUUAUCUUUGUUGAAUAUAGAGUUCCUGUAUUUAUUAUUUCUUUUUUCUUUUUUUUUUGUAAUUUUAUGAUUUUUAUUUGAAUAAUAAUGUAGAAGAAUGGUACAUGCAAGAUUUGAGAGAGGUUGAGGGAAUUUGCUUUUGGAAGAGUUGAC